AUCCUUGUAAACAAAACGCAUGACCUGGCUAUCAGCGGCAUUAAUGCAUAUGGCAUGUGAAUGUCACAAUAUUUCAAGCGGUGUACAAUGUAUUCAGUCAUUCGCACUAUUGUAAACUAUUAGCCAUCGUUCCUGUACACCUAAAACCACGGACUUACCCAACACUAUCCUCACGCAUUUCACGCGUGCAAGUAUGCAUUUUGAUUACGAGGACAACUUUCUGGUUGGGACUGUACAGAAAAAGACAAGGAUCCUCUGUUGAGCGAUCUCUCUCUGCGAGCGAAUAUACUACCCCAACAGCGAGAGUAAGCGGUUCAGUAUAUCUCUAUUUCAGUGGUUCUAACGCACGUCAUUGCUACAUUUUCAAAGCACUAAUGAUCAGAUUUGGACGUGUUACUUACAAUGGAUGGAAUAGAUUCCACCUGCGGCAGUUUACAACUAAAUCAUCACACGAUACCGACAACUUCACUUUGGUUGUAGACAAUAAGUCCAUCGAACAACUGGAAAGGUUAUCUUUGGUAAACUUCGGCAGCGCGGAAGGUAUCGCCAGACUAGAAUCCGCAAUUACUUUUGCUAAGCAACUGUGGUUGGUAGAACUCAACGCCGACAUCCAGCCAAUGUAUACCGUGCUCGAAAAUCAAAAACUUAAACUUAGAGACGAUCAAGUUUUCGAUGGUGGUUACACCAAAAAGGUGUUGAAGAACGCCGCUUUAACAGAGGAAGAUUACUUUAUAGCUCCACCGGGCAACGUUCCCGUUAAUCUCACUACCAACAAAUACUAG
Molecule: messenger RNA, 782 nt
Organism: Neodiprion virginianus
Lineage: Eukaryota; Metazoa; Arthropoda; Insecta; Hymenoptera; Diprionidae
Gene: GatC
Product: glutamyl-tRNA(Gln) amidotransferase subunit C, mitochondrial
Exons: 1
Coding region: 375-782 (135 amino acids)
Biological process (GO): regulation of translational fidelity; mitochondrial translation; glutaminyl-tRNAGln biosynthesis via transamidation
Cellular component (GO): mitochondrion; glutamyl-tRNA(Gln) amidotransferase complex
Molecular function (GO): glutaminyl-tRNA synthase (glutamine-hydrolyzing) activity
Source: RefSeq, a predicted model, not a curated record